AAAACGCUGAGCGGCCGAAGCACGUGCCACAGAGUCACAGUUACAAUCACGGCGGACACACCUGCUCCAGCACAGCCCCGCACAGCAGCCAUGGCCGCCUUCAAAGUCCUCGUCGUCCUGAGCGCCGUAGUCGGCUCGUCGCUGGCCUUCCCCGGCGGCCACAGCCUGGCCGAGUCCUACGCCAGCGUCAACCUCCUCAACUCGCUCGGCCACGGCGGCGGGCUCGAGCUCGGCGGCCACGGCGGCGGACUCGAGCUCGGCGGCCACGGCGGCGGACUUGAGCUCGGCGGACACGGCGGGAUCGAACUCGGCGGCCACGGUGGCCACGAGGAGGAGCACAUCAUCCUGGCCCAUCCGAAGUACGAGUUCAAGUACGGCGUCGAGGACUCCCACACCGGCGACUACAAGGACCAGAAGGAAGAGCGCGACGGCGACGUGGUGAAGGGCGAGUACUCGCUGCUGCAGCCCGACGGCAGGAAGCGCAUCGUGCACUACACGGCCAGCAAGCACGGCGGCUUCAACGCCAUCGUCUCCUACAGCGGCCACGCCAUCCACCCCGAGGUCCACGGACACCCCGACAUCCACGGCCACGGCCAGUAACUCCAUGGCGAAGACAACGUCGCCGACUAAAGACUGCACCUCAUCGUGAUAUCCAUCUGUACAUACUUCAUUGUAAUAAUAAUAAAGCAUCUCAUUUGUCUGGUAA
Messenger RNA from Frankliniella occidentalis (western flower thrips), 706 nucleotides. Its product is annotated as adult-specific cuticular protein ACP-20-like. The coding region runs from base 91 to 600 and encodes 169 amino acids. NCBI's taxonomy places the organism in Eukaryota, Metazoa, Arthropoda, Insecta, Thysanoptera, Thripidae. The transcript has 3 exons. Gene Ontology annotation, cellular component: extracellular matrix. The record is from RefSeq and is a predicted model, not a curated record.